UAUAUAUACUUGCAACUCGUCGCACGAUCAAAAUAUGCGGUGAUUUGUAAACACUUCAAGUGUGUGUUUAAAGUAUUUAAAAAUAAACGGGUACAUACCUUAUGACAGUAAAGUCCUUCCACACAACGUAGCCUAUACUAGAGUUCAGUGUCACAGUUCAUGGGACGAAAAAAAUCAAGGGAAACUACCAUAAAUCUUGUUUGUCAUUAAAAAGAAAUGGGUGCUCGGCCUUCUUUUCCUAUCGUUCCGCUCCCGAGGGACAGAACUGUUAUCGUUACCGGCGGGAACACAGGUUUAGGGUACGAGAUUGCAAAAUGGUUGGCCAUGAUGGGAGCAACUGUGAUUAUAGCGUGUAGAUCGGAACAGAGGGCGCUACAGGCAAUAGAACGAAUGCAAGAAGAGUAUAGUCUGAUAAAAGAGAAGUUAAGUAGUACACAUGAACUUAAAACUUAUGACAACCUGGCUGUCAGCCAGAUGCAGCUGGACCUGAGUUCUUUCAAAUCAACUCUGGAAUUCGUUGAAGAAUUUAAGAAAUCUGGACGGAACCUCCAUGUCUUAGUUUGUAAUGCUGGAAUCGGCAUGGCGCCUUAUGAGAAAACAGAAGAUGGAUUUGAGAAGAUGCUACAGGUGAACUACCUAAGCCACUUUCUGAUUGUGGCAAAAUUACUUCCGGUCAUGCGCAAGUCUGGCACCGAUUGUCGGAUAUUGUUUAUGUCAAGUGACGCACACAGAUCCUGCAGUUUUGAUCUUGAUACGAUGAAUUACGAGGGAAACGCUUCAAAAUUUGGGAGACUAGAUUACUAUGGACGUUCUAAACUGUAUCAGGUAAACUGGCUACCGGGAUAGUUUCAUCUAGAAUUA
This is a messenger RNA of Mercenaria mercenaria, 861 nucleotides long. Its product is annotated as WW domain-containing oxidoreductase-like. The record is from RefSeq and is a predicted model, not a curated record. The transcript is spliced from 5 exons. Bases 217 to 846 code for a protein of 209 amino acids. NCBI's taxonomy places the organism in Eukaryota, Metazoa, Mollusca, Bivalvia, Venerida, Veneridae.